Closterium sp. Yama58-4 is the source of this 4980-nucleotide messenger RNA. Lineage: Eukaryota; Viridiplantae; Streptophyta; Zygnematophyceae; Desmidiales; Closteriaceae. The record is from the annotation of a GenBank genome assembly.
AUGGCAGGCGAGGCGAUGCAGACCUUUCGCGUUGGUGCGCACGUGUGGGUGCCCGACCCCGAGCUCGCGUGGGAGGAGGGGUGCGUGGUAGAGGACCUGGGGGAAGGCAAACUGGCCGUGAAGAUCGAUAAUCCCGACAAGCCGGACGUAAGGCGACUGUUACGCCUCUUGCGCCCAAUUUACCCGUUUCAGUACGCGUCAGGGAUGCGUCGAACGCGGAUCGCUGUCCUUUCACUGCUUUCAAUCCUUACCGUCUCCAUGAUCAUCCUGCUUCCAUUCCAUCGUCCCAUCUUCUACCUGCACGCGGGGAAGCCGCUAGUGGACGACAUGACCCAAGUCCUCAAAUUCCUCGUCAAAUUUCAAUUUCGUCCGCACAUCUCACGGCCUUCUGCCGUUCUCAUUCCCAUCGCGCCGCUCGUUCUCAUUCCCAUCGCGCCGCUCCGGCCUCCUCCGCAGCUAUGGGAGGUGUCUACCAUUCAUGCCAAUUUUCUUCCCUACCUAUCUACUCCUUGCUGCGCUUCGCACCCUCAACUUUCUGCCACUCCUUGGCAGCUAUGGGAGGUGCACGCGUCGCUGUGCUGCAUGCGCGAGCCAGAGGGCCCGUUACUGGACGACAUGGUUCGUCUCACAUGCCUGCACGAGCCCGGUGUGCUCUCCAACCUCUGCCGCCGCUACCGCGCCAACCUCAUCUACACAUACACAGGGUCUAUAUUGAUAGCGCUGAACCCUUUUGUGCGCAUCCCUGGGCUGUACGACACCGCUAUGAUGCGCCAGUACCAUGGCGUGCCGCUCGGCCUGCUCUCACCUCACGUCUUCGCCACUGCAGAGAACGCAUUUCGGGCCAUGAGGGAGGGGGGUCGCAGCCAGGCGAUUCUGAUAAGCGGGGAGAGCGGAGCAGGCAAGACAGAGACCACGAAGCUAAUCAUAGAGUACCUCGCCCGCGCUGCUGCUCACAGUGACCCUGCCUCGCUGCCCUCCCCCACCAUCGUCCUCCCCACUGCCUCCUCCUCCCUCCCCGCCCUGCACAUCCACCCAUCUGGCUCGCCCUCCGCCUCUCCGAGCAUAGAAUCACUGGUCCUCCAGGCCAAUCCACUUCUCGAGGCCUUUGGUAACGCCAAGACUCUCAGGAACGACAACUCAAGCCGCUUUGGCAAGUUCAUCGAGCUGCAGUUUGGGCGCGGCGGCGGGCUGACGGGGGCAGCGGUGCGCACGUACCUGCUGGAGCGGUCGCGAGUGGUGCGCAUCGCAGACUGCGAGCGCAACUACCACAUCUUCUACCAGAUGUGCCAGGGGCUGUCUCAGGAGGUGAGCCAUGGGCUAGGCUGUCUCACAAGUGUGCACAUACCUGUUACAGCGGUUGCGUGUGUGUGUGUGGUUCACAUCGCAGACUGCGAGCGCAACUACCACAUCUUCUACCAGAUGUGCCAGGGGCUGUCUCAGGAGGAAGCAGCGGCGCUGCAGCUGCCCCCUGACCCCAGCACGCGCGCCCACCACUUCCACUACCUCAACCAGAGCUCCUGCUUCCACCUGCCUGGCCGUGCCUCUGACGCUGACGAGUUUUCCGCCACCAUGGCCGCCAUGCGGGCUGUUGGCAUCACUGCACAGCAGCAGGACUCAAUCCUGAAAAUACUGGCGGCCAUCCUCCAUAUAGGCAACUUCACGUUUGAGCAGAGGGACUCGGAUCUGGUGCUGGCAGUGCCUCAUGCAGAGGCGCACCUGGGUGCCGCUGCUGACCUGCUCAGAGUGGACAAGGAGGCGAUGCGGGAGAGCAUCACGGUGGUGACGAGGCGGGUGGGGCCGGAGGUCAUUCGCAGCCCAGCGGACGACCGCACCGCCUGCUUGCGCCGCGACGCCCUCGCCAAGGCACUCUACUCGCGCGUCUUUGACUGGCUGGUGGAGCGAAUCAACGAGUCGAUACAGCAGACAGGUGUGGUGGAGGAGGGCCGGUGCAUAGGCGUGCUGGACAUAUAUGGCUUCGAGCACUUUGAGACCAACAGCUUUGAGCAACUGUGCAUCAACCUAGCCAAUGAGAAGCUGCAGCAACACUUUAACCAGCACGUGUUGAGGGAGGAGCAGCAGGUGUACGAGCGGGAGGGCAUCCAGUGGGACUUCAUUGACUUUGACGACAACAGCGAUGUGCUCGACGCCAUAGAAGGGGUGCGUUGCAUUCUUAUCAUGGAUCAUGCCUGGGACAAUCUUUUGCUGCCAGUGGACAAGUCCACCACAUUUGAUGCCAGAAGCUUUAGACUGAUGCUCCCCAUCGCAUCUCAAGACUCUCCUUGCACUCCUCCCAACCCUCCUUGCACUCCUCCCAACCCUCCUUGCACUUCUCCUCCCCCACAGGACAAGGGCAUCAUCUCAAUGCUUGACUCUGCCUGUACCCCAUCGCCUUCUCACCCCCCAACACCGCUCCUCUUUCCCCCGAGCCCACUGUUCUCCCUGCAGCUCCAGCUGGCGCAGCUGAUGAAGACACUGUCUGCCAUGCAGCCCCACUACGUGCGCUGCAUCAAGCCAAACGCCGCCAGCCACCCGGCCGUCUUUGACUGGCUCUCCGUGGCCAAUCAGCUGCGAUCUGGGGGCGUGGUGGAGGCCAUUCGAGUGUGCUCUGCGGGCUUCCCAUCGCGCCGCCCCUUUGGGGACUUCAUCGAACGCUUCGCCCUGCUGCUGCCCCCCGACUCCCCUGCUGCCCUCAAGCUCUCAACGGCAUCGGAGCCUGACAUUGUGAAGCUCAUUCUCACCAAUGCCAAUCUGACAGGCUGGCAGGUGGGGCGCACCAUGGUGUUCCUACGCGCGGGGCAGCUGCAGGCGCUGGAGGCGUGUCGGUCGCAGCAGGUGGACGCGGCAGCAGCGGCCAUCCAGAGGGCAGUGCGGCGCUACCUGUGGCGCAAGCACCGCCUGCACGCCACUGUUGUCAUCCAGAGCGCAUGGAGAGACCUCCUCACAUCCCAAAUGCAUCCCCCCCUCCUUCCCUACCCCUGUUUCUCCCUCUUUCUUGCCCCUUCAUUCCCCUCCCCCCUUCCACUCCCCCAGGCUACCUCACCCGGCGGUGGGUGCACGUGCAGAGAGCGCGAAGAGCAGUGGUGCGCAUUCAAAGAUGGUGGCGCCCCAAACCCCUCCCUCCCGUUCUUCUUCCUCCCGCUUCUUCCGCCUCACCACCCACACCCCCGCUCCACUUCCCCAGGCUACCGCACCCGGAGGAUAAUGAGGGUGCACAGGGAGAGGAGGGCGGCGGAGCGCAUACAGAGCUGGUGGCGCGGGCUGGUGGUGCGCUGUGGCUUCCUGGAGCUGCGCCGCGUGGCCAUCCUGCUGCAGCGCCGGCGCCGGGGGCAAGUGGCUCAGUAUGCAGAAGAAUGGCGGCUGCAGCACUGGGCUGUCAUCACCAUUCAGGCGGCGCAGCAGCAGGCGGAGCUGGCUCCACCACGCAAGAAGGUGGAUGUGGCUGUUGAUGCCAUCCGCCUGGCCGUGUUGCGCGUCAUGCGGGACAAGGCAGAGAGGGCGAGAGCAGCAGCAGAGGAGUCAGUAUCCGCCCUCCAGAAAGAGCUCGAGGCUCGGUCCCGCCACGCCCAUGCCCUCGACCGGGACCUCCGAGCCACCCGCUGCGACCUGGAGAUCCGAACCUCCGAAGCCGAGGCUCGGAUUGCCGAACUUGAGGCGGAGGCUCGGGAGGCAGACCGGCAGCGGCGGGAGUGGGAGGCCUGGGCGAAAGAGCAGGAGAUGGUUGAGAGGGAGGUGAAGGAGAGGAGGAGGGAGCUGGAGCAGUGGAGGAGGGAAGCUGAGGGGAAGGAUGCUGAGAUUAGGAGACUGAGGGAGGAGUUGGAGGUUGCAAGAGGGAGGCUGAGAGAGGCUGAAGGGCAGGUGGUCGGGCUGAAACAGCAGGUGAUGGUGGUUGAAGGGAGGGUGGAGCCUGCACCUGGGGUGAUCCCAGGGCAGAUGAUGAUCGAGUGGCACAGUGAGGACCCCAGCAGGGCAGAGCAGGUGGGGCGGGAGCGGGAGCGGGAGAGGGAGAGGGCGAGGGAGCGGGCAGUGUCAGGUUUGACAGCGCCAUCAGUGGUGUCAGGCGUGGAAGAGACCUCUUCUUCAGUGGUGCUCAUGCGAGGAGAGGAGGGCGACACUCUCACUGACAUGAUCAGCGAGCGAACCCCACAGCGAACCCCUGACGGUGUAGAGUCCGACGACGACGGGUACACCUACACCUACCUCGUCUCCCCUCCUCCCCCACCUCCCCCUCCGCCUCUUCCACCUCACACCACCGCAGCAGCAGACAACCCUACCCCAGGAGGCCUCUCCCCGCCGCUCCCCGACUUUCCCCCACCACCUCCUCCAGCCUACCGCAGCCCGCCAGUGGGGAUGAUCGUGCCGCCACGCUGCCACUCUGACCGCCUGCGCUCCUCCCCCUCCACCUCCAGUGUGGGCUCUUUAGACGAAGACUGGAGCCUCAGGGAGGGCAUGCUGGGAGGCGGCAGGUCGACAAUGGCCAUGCGCCUGGGAAUGGGGGGAGCAGGGGGAAUGGGGGGACAGCCAGGGGGGUUCCGGGGCGGGUCUGGGGGAGGUACGGCCUGGGGCGGGUUUUACGGCCGGGCGGGGAGCGCUGGAGCACCUUCUGUGGUGAGUUUUGGCGGAGGGAGCGGGGGAGGUGCGGGCGGGUCCGGAGCAGGAGGGAGUGGUUCGGUGCCGAGCCUGCACCAGAUGAUAGCCUUGGCGGAGAAGGAUCGGGACAUGGCGGCGCGGCUGGGAGCGGAGGCGGACUGGUUGAGGGGGGCGUAUAAGGAGACGAGGCAGGAGGCGACAGCAGCAGCAGCAACGGUGGCUGCUGGCGCUACAGCCGUCCCUCCCUUCCUCCCCCCCUCCACCCCCUUCUCCCCCUACUCCCCCUAUUCCCCCUACUCCCCCUACUCCUCCGCCUCCUCCCUCCCCUUCUCCUCCCUCUCCCCCUUCUCUUCCCUCUCCCUCUCCUCAUCCCCCAUCCCGCCACACGACGAG